CGUAAUAACAAAGGUGUUUGGUCUUCGAUAAACAUGUCGGCGGUGAAAUCAUUGAAUCCAAAAGCUGAAGUAGCUAGAGCUGCCCAAGCUCUGGCGGUCAAUGUUAGCGCAGCAAAAGGUUUACAGGAUGUACUACGAAGUAAUCUUGGUCCUAAAGGGACCAUGAAGAUGUUGGUUUCUGGAGCAGGAGACAUAAAACUGACAAAAGAUGGAAAUGUCUUGCUUCAUGAAAUGCAAAUCCAACAUCCGACUGCUUCUUUGAUAGCUCGUGUCGCAACAGCGCAGGAUGACAUCACUGGAGAUGGGACGACGUCAAACGUUCUCAUAAUUGGAGAGCUGCUCAAGCAAGCAGAUCUUUACAUUGCUGAGGGUCUUCAUCCUCGACUAAUCACUGAAGGAUUUGAACUGGCCAGAAACAAAGCUUUAGAGGUGCUGGAUGAGGUGAAGAUAUCUCGUGAGAUUGACCGCGACACGCUGAUCCAGGUGGCCAGGACAUCACUGAGGACCAAGGUGCACCAGGAUCUUGCUGAUCUACUUACCGAGCAUGUUGUGGAUGCCGUUCUCGCGAUUCGCAAGCCUAACGAAGCGAUUGAUCUACACAUGGUGGAAAUCAUGGAGAUGCAACACAAGACUGACAUGGACACAACACUGGUUCGCGGCAUUGUGAUGGACCAUGGUGCCCGCCACCCCGAUAUGAAGAAGAGGGUAGAGGACGCGUAUAUUCUGACGUGUAACAUCUCACUGGAAUACGAGAAAACCGAGGUGAACUCUGGUUUCUUCUACAAGAGUGCUAAUGAACGGGAGAAGCUGGUGGAAGCCGAGAGAAAGUUCAUCGACGACCGAGUGAGGAAAAUCAUCGACCUCAAGAAGAAGGUGUGCAAGGGAAAUGACAAAGGUUUUGUUGUCAUCAACCAGAAGGGGGUAGAUCCACUUUCCCUGGACAUGCUGGCCAAGGAAGGAAUUGUAGCACUGAGACGGGCAAAGAGGCGCAACAUGGAAAGACUGGGCCUUGCUUGUGGUGGAAUGGCCUGCAACUCUGUUGAUGAUUUGAUUCCGGAAUACCUUGGUUAUGCUGGUUUGGUUUAUGAGCAGGUUUUGGGUGAGAGCAAGUACACGUUUGUUGAGGACUGUAAGAACCCAUUGUCUGUGACCAUCCUGAUAAAAGGGCCCAACAAGCACACCAUCACUCAGAUCAAGGACGCCAUUCGCGAUGGCCUCAGGGCAGUGAAAAACGCCAUUGAAGAUAACUGCGUACUGCCUGGAGCGGGAUCGUUUGAGAUUGCAGCUUACCAGGAACUGAUGAAGUACAAAGACACUGUCAAGGGCAGAGCCAGAUUAGGAAUCCAGGCAUUUGCAGAAGCGUUGUUGAUUAUAGUGAAGGUUCUCGCUCAGAAUUCUGGGCUGGAUCCACAGGAGGCGAUAGUCAAACUUCAGCAGGAGUACAUCGGUCCAUCUCAGGCGGUUGGCUUAGAUAUUAAAACUGGUGAAGCAAUGGUCCCAGUUGAUGCCGGAAUACUAGACAACUAUCGAGUCAAGAAACAACUUUUACAUUCAUGUACUGUGAUCUCAACCAACCUGCUACUAGUGGACGAGAUAAUGCGAGCCGGCAUGUCAUCACUCAAGGGAGAUUAACAGAAAAUCCACCCUCUCGCUUCUUGUGUGUCCUUGUGAACCCAACUAACAUUGAAGUCUGCAUUUUGUUGUUUUUCUAUUCUGUUCAUUAAGGAUGGCCCACUGUAAAACGUGACACAUGACGCAAAGAAGUAAAACCAUUUUGUGUGACUUGUCUGCUUGUUUCAAAUUUUCUUUCAUUAAAACUUCUUUUCUGAAAA
This is a messenger RNA of Gigantopelta aegis, 1832 nucleotides long. Its product is annotated as T-complex protein 1 subunit zeta-like. The transcript has 14 exons. Gene Ontology annotation, molecular function: ATP hydrolysis activity; ATP-dependent protein folding chaperone; ATP binding. NCBI's taxonomy places the organism in Eukaryota, Metazoa, Mollusca, Gastropoda, Neomphalida, Peltospiridae. Bases 34 to 1632 code for a protein of 532 amino acids. Gene Ontology annotation, cellular component: chaperonin-containing T-complex. Gene Ontology annotation, biological process: protein folding. The record is from RefSeq and is a predicted model, not a curated record.